CUUUCUUUACGAUUGUCGAAUCAUUUCUUCCAUCAUUUUCCGUUCAGUUGUCAUUUUUUGAUUGGGGUUUAGGUUUCGAUUAUUAAAUUUUCUUCUUUUGAUGGUAUCUGAUUAUUCCCCCGAUCAACAUGAUUUGCAGUUCGCCACUAGGUUUUUGAUUCAUUUUAUGAGGUCUCAGCCUUUUCUUCUUGCUGUAGAGAGCUUUUCUAGCUGCGUUGGCUGAUAUCUAUAAUGGAAGACGGCGAGCUUGAAUCCUCGAAUCCUGAAGUGUUUUCGAGUUCGAAUGCCGUUGAGUUUCUGAGUAGCUGCUCGAUGGAUAGCUUCUUCGAUGAGAUUCUUAAGGAUACUCAUGCUUGCACGCAUGCUCAUACUUGCAACCCUCCUGGUCCUGAUUAUUCACAUACGCACACAUGUUUUCAUGUUCAUACUAAAAUUGUUUCCUCCCCCACCGAAGAAAAGGUUUCCACAGAUGACACGGCGGAAUCUGUGGAUAAGAAGACUAAGAAACGCCCGCUUGGUAAUCGCGAAGCGGUUCGUAAAUACCGUGAGAAGAAGAAGGCAAGAGCUGCAUCAUUGGAAGAUGAAGUUGUGAGAUUGAGGAGCCUGAAUCAGCAACUUUUGAAGAGAUUGCAAGGUCAGGCUGCAUUGGAGGCUGAGAUUUCGAGGCUCAAAUGUUUGCUUGUGGAUAUUAGAGGAAGAAUUGAAGGGGAGAUUGGAACAUUUCCUUAUCAGAAACCAGCCAAUUCAGAUCUUCCCAAUCAAAAUAUGUCUGGUAGUUACAUGAUAAAUCCCUGUAACGUGCAGUGCAAUGAUCUGCCGUAUUGCCUUCAUCCAGGGGCCGAUGGAAAAAGUGGAGAGAGCGUUUUGUUGAAUGGGCAAAGCUUCAGUGGCUGUGACUUUGAAAAUCUUCAGUGCUCGGCUAAUCAAAACACCGGAGGAACAAAGGAACUUCCUGAUUGUGGAUUAGGGGACACAGUUUCUAACAUCAAUUGCGCCGAAUUUAAUCAGAAGAAAGGUGUCUAUGAAAGAAUCUGUCCAAGUUAUGUGUUAUAAAAGUUUGAACUCGAUGUUCCCUGUUGAAGCAAAACCCGGCUGGCUCAUGAAGAUCUCUCUACUACCAUCUUAGGUUCUUUUCAUAUUUUGCUUGCUAGACUCUUGUUAGUUGGCGCAGCUUUCAUUUGUUGAGUGUUCAAAUUAAAUGUAAUCAUUUUCAGCUGCCAUUCAUCUUCUCAUCAUCUGAUAUGUGAGAUUUAUUAACGCUCAUUUUCCUUUUGGGGUGUAAAAUUAUAUGCAAUUUUUUUCAUAUAUGUUCCAUAAGCAUCAGUGAAACAGUAUGAAUAUUGGUUUCUAUCAUAUUUCCUUCCUUAU
Molecule: messenger RNA, 1368 nt
Organism: Cucurbita maxima (winter squash)
Lineage: Eukaryota; Viridiplantae; Streptophyta; Magnoliopsida; Cucurbitales; Cucurbitaceae
Product: basic leucine zipper 19-like
Exons: 3
Coding region: 232-1053 (273 amino acids)
Biological process (GO): regulation of transcription by RNA polymerase II; DNA-templated transcription
Molecular function (GO): DNA-binding transcription factor activity, RNA polymerase II-specific; RNA polymerase II cis-regulatory region sequence-specific DNA binding
Source: RefSeq, a predicted model, not a curated record